Messenger RNA from Mesoplodon densirostris (Blainville's beaked whale), 5803 nucleotides. It is a transcript of the gene DAAM1, whose product is annotated as dishevelled associated activator of morphogenesis 1. Gene Ontology annotation, molecular function: small GTPase binding; actin binding. Gene Ontology annotation, biological process: actin cytoskeleton organization. The record is from RefSeq and is a predicted model, not a curated record. The coding region runs from base 147 to 3353 and encodes 1068 amino acids. Lineage: Eukaryota; Metazoa; Chordata; Mammalia; Artiodactyla; Ziphiidae. Gene Ontology annotation, cellular component: stress fiber. The transcript is spliced from 25 exons.
UGUCACCUGCGAGUUGGUAACCUACGAGCGGCUGUGAAGGAAACUGUUUAACCGGAUCCCAUUGUACCCGGAGCGCAGAGCCGCCUUUUCAGCAUGCGGGGGCUGCUCAGAGUUUAAUCGGUCAAGAAAUAGAACAGAAUUCAGCCAUGGCCCCGAGGAAGAGAGGUGGACGGGGGAUUUCAUUCAUCUUCUGCUGUUUCCGAAAUAAUGAUCACCCAGAAAUCACGUAUCGGCUGCGAAAUGAUAGCAACUUUGCGCUUCAGACCAUGGAGCCAGCGUUACCCAUGCCCCCUGUGGAGGAGCUGGAUGUCAUGUUCAGUGAACUUGUGGAUGAACUUGACCUCACAGACAAACACAGGGAAGCCAUGUUUGCACUUCCAGCAGAGAAAAAAUGGCAAAUAUACUGUAGCAAGAAAAAGGACCAGGAAGAAAACAAGGGAGCAACAAGUUGGCCUGAAUUCUACAUUGAUCAGCUCAAUUCCAUGGCUGCUAGAAAAUCUCUACUGGCUUUAGAGAAGGAAGAGGAAGAAGAGAGAAGUAAAACUAUAGAGAGUUUGAAGACAGCACUAAGGACGAAACCAAUGAGGUUUGUAACCCGAUUCAUUGACUUGGACGGCCUGUCAUGUAUUCUCAACUUUCUAAAGACCAUGGACUACGAGACCUCGGAGUCUCGAAUACAUACCUCUCUCAUUGGAUGUAUAAAGGCGCUAAUGAACAACUCUCAAGGUCGGGCUCACGUCCUGGCUCAUUCUGAGAGUAUUAAUGUAAUUGCUCAGAGUCUGAGCACAGAGAACAUUAAGACGAAGGUGGCUGUGCUGGAAAUCUUGGGCGCUGUGUGCCUGGUUCCCGGGGGCCACAAGAAGGUUCUGCAGGCCAUGCUGCACUACCAGAAGUACGCCAGCGAGAGAACCCGCUUUCAGACAUUAAUUAAUGACUUGGAUAAAAGCACGGGGCGGUAUCGAGAUGAAGUGAGUCUCAAGACAGCCAUCAUGUCCUUCAUCAAUGCAGUGCUAAGCCAAGGCGCAGGAGUGGAAAGUUUGGACUUUAGACUUCAUCUUCGCUAUGAAUUUCUGAUGUUGGGAAUUCAACCUGUAAUAGAUAAAUUAAGGGAACAUGAAAAUUCAACAUUAGAUAGGCAUUUAGAUUUUUUUGAAAUGCUCCGAAAUGAAGAUGAACUAGAAUUUGCCAAAAGAUUUGAACUGGUUCACAUAGACACAAAAAGUGCUACUCAGAUGUUUGAGCUGACCAGGAAGAGGCUGACCCACAGUGAAGCUUACCCUCACUUCAUGUCCAUCCUGCACCACUGCCUCCAAAUGCCUUACAAGAGAAGUGGCAACACCGUUCAGUACUGGCUACUCCUAGAUAGAAUUAUACAGCAAAUAGUUAUUCAGAAUGACAAAGGUCAGGACCCUGACUCCACGCCCUUGGAAAACUUUAAUAUUAAAAAUGUCGUACGGAUGUUGGUUAAUGAAAAUGAAGUUAAGCAGUGGAAAGAACAAGCAGAAAAAAUGAGAAAAGAGCACAAUGAAUUACAACAGAAAUUGGAAAAGAAAGAGCGAGAAUGUGAUGCCAAGACCCAGGAGAAGGAAGAGAUGAUGCAGACCUUGAAUAAAAUGAAAGAGAAACUUGAAAAGGAGACCACUGAGCACAAGCAAGUGAAGCAGCAGGUGGCAGACCUCACGGCCCAGCUCCACGAGCUCAGCAGGAGGGCCGUCUGCACUUCACUCCCCGGUGGAGCCUCGCCUGGAGCCCCUGGGGGUCCCUUUCCUUCCUCUGUGCCUGGGCCCCUCCUCCCUCCCCCACCACCCCCACCUCUGCCUGGUGGAGCGCUUCCUCCUCCACCCCCUCCCCUCCCCCCAGGGGGACCCCCCCCUCCCCCAGGGCCUCCUCCCUUGGGAGGAGUCAUGCCACCUCCUGGUGCCCCCCUGGGUCUGGCACUCAAGAAGAAGAACAUUCCUCAGCCCACGAAUGCCCUGAAAUCCUUCAACUGGUCUAAGCUGCCUGAGAACAAACUGGAAGGAACAGUGUGGACCGAAAUUGAUGAUACAAAAGUCUUCAAAGUUCUAGAUCUUGAAGACCUGGAAAGAACUUUCUCUGCUUACCAAAGACAGCAGAAAGAAGCAGAUGCCAUUGAUGACACACUGGGCUCCAAACUUAAAGUCAGAGAGCUUUCGGUGAUUGAUGGUCGGAGAGCUCAGAAUUGCAACAUCCUUCUAUCGAGGUUGAAAUUAUCCAACGAUGAAAUCAAACGGGCAAUUCUAACCAUGGAUGAGCAGGAGGAUCUGCCCAAGGACAUGUUGGAACAGCUCUUGAAAUUUGUUCCUGAAAAAAGUGACAUUGAUCUGUUGGAGGAACAUAAACAUGAACUGGAUCGGAUGGCCAAGGCUGAUAGAUUCCUUUUCGAGAUGAGCAGAAUUAAUCAUUAUCAGCAAAGACUGCAGUCGCUGUACUUCAAAAAGAAGUUUGCAGAGCGUGUGGCAGAAGUGAAACCCAAAGUAGAAGCAAUUCGUUCUGGUUCAGAAGAGGUGUUUAGGAGCAGUUCCCUGAAGCAGUUGCUGGAAGUGGUUUUGGCAUUUGGAAAUUACAUGAAUAAAGGCCAAAGAGGCAAUGCAUAUGGAUUCAAGAUAUCCAGCCUAAAUAAGAUUGCUGACACAAAAUCCAGUAUCGAUAAGAACAUUACACUUUUGCACUAUCUCAUAACUAUUGUGGAAAAUAAAUACCCCAAGGUUCUUAAUCUAAAUGAGGAGCUGCGGGACAUUCCUCAAGCAGCAAAAGUAAACAUGACUGAGCUGGACAAAGAAAUAAGCACCUUGAGAAGUGGCCUGAAAGCAGUAGAGAUGGAGCUGGAAUAUCAGAAGUCUCAGCCCUCAAGGCCUGGAGAUAAGUUUGUGUCUGUUGUCAGCCAGUUCAUCACGGUAGCCAGCUUCAGCUUCUCUGACGUUGAAGAUCUUCUAGCAGAAGCUAAAGACCUGUUUACUAAAGCAGUGAAACACUUUGGGGAAGAGGCUGGCAAAAUACAGCCAGAUGAGUUCUUUGGCAUUUUUGAUCAGUUUCUUCAGGCUGUGUCAGAAGCCAAACAAGAGAAUGAAAACAUGAGAAAGAAGAAGGAGGAAGAAGAGCGCCGAGCUCGAAUGGAGGCUCAGCUCAAGGAACAACGUGAAAGGGAACGGAAAAUGAGGAAAGCGAAAGAAAACAGUGAAGAAGGCGGAGAGUUUGAUGACCUGGUUUCUGCUUUGCGCUCAGGAGAAGUGUUUGACAAAGACCUUUCUAAACUGAAACGGAAUCGCAAGCGCAUUACCAACCAGAUGACAGACAGCAGCCGGGAGAGACCGGUCACAAAACUUAAUUUCUAAUUUCCCUUGAGUACUUUUUUAGAAAGCUCAUUAGUGGCCCUUUGAAGUGACUAGAACUUUUCAUUACACUGCCUUGCAAUCCAAACAGUGGCAAUUUCUCCUUUCAUCUGCGAGUGAAUGCGUGAAUGUGUGUGUAUGUAAAUGUAUGUGUGUGUAUAUAUGAAGAAAUGUAUAUAGAAAUCAGAGUUGUCUGGAGACCUAUAUGUUUGGUUAAAAAAAAAAAUCUAUGUUUAUGUAUGUGCUCAGAACCCAUUUGUGUAUAUGCAUUCGUAUUGAGUGUGGCUCAUCUUCUUCCCCUGAACACCAUGACUGUUCAGAAGCACAAUACUAUCUCCUCAAAGAGAUACAGAAAAAAAAUAAAGCUUGAGAAAUAUUUUAUGGUUUCCAAGCUUGCUAUACUUUGAAAUUAUUUUCACUGGUGAAACUGGUGUUGGAAAAAUAUAGAUUUAAAAUGGUUUUUGAUAGUUGACAGUAUGAUGCUGGUGCAUCACAUCAGUAGUUGAUAGGACCAGCUUAGAAUUUCUGACAUUGGUGUGGGGAUGCAGUCUUUAAAUGUUUAUUGAGAACAUCUGGCACACAAUCUGAAUUAUGUAGACUGUCAAUCAGAGUUCUUUUAUAUGUUUAAAACUUGGACAUCAAUUUUUACCCCCUAAUUUCGAGUUCUCUGCCAAGCACUCUUGAUGAUUUCUUUACAUUGCUUUUGGAAAGAACACUAUCUAAAUGCAAUCCAUGCUCUUGUUAAAGAACAAAAUUACCAUAAUAUGCUUGUUUUCCUAAUAAUAUACACCUAUAAACUUUAAAAAUAAAAUUUCCCACCCAAGACCUACAAGGAGGAAUUCUCUGAAGGGAUAAAAAUUAUUUAAAAAAAAAAUUUAUGGGGUGCAUUUUUUUUUUUUUUUGGUAUUUUCUGUUUUGUAGGACAAGCUGCAUCUUCUGUAAAUAUAGGUCUGGACUAAAGGACAUUUAGUGAAUGCACAAAAUGUCAACACCACCAACAGAGAUGCCAAGAGCUAUUUAUCUCUAAGUAUGUUUGAUGUGGUUUGCUGUUUAUAUGUUGUCAUUUUAAAUUGUGUGUCAGUAACGCUACCUGUAAAAUUUCAGUCCAAAAGAUAAAGCUCUCAGGGAGAAAUGAAUAAAAACAAUGAACAUUAGAAAAUAAAAUAUAGAUGCUUACCAUUAACCUACCAACUCUUAAUAUCCUUAAAUUAUAUGAUAUAUAAAGAGGACUGUUACUUUUUUUUUUUGCUUUGCUUUAUUUAUUAGUAGUGGGGGAGGAGAGCUAAGGUUCUCUGUUUUCUUUCCAUCGAUCCUGUUGUGGUUGGGUUUCCUGUGGAGAGAGUAGUUUGUCCUAUUGCACUAGAACAUUAUUUACUCACUAAAUUGAGUUUUUCAGUCAAUUAACGAAUAUUUAUUGAAACACCUACUAUGUGCCAGGCAUAGUAGGGCUACAGUGGUAAGCAAGACAGAGCCCCUGCCCCCAAGGAGCUUAUGCUCUAAUGGGGACAGUUAAGGGGCAAACAGAAUACCAAUGCGUGUGCUGUACAGGAAUCAUGCUAUUUAAAAAUAAUUUGUAUAAACUAUAAUGCCUAGCACAGAUGGCAAGGUCUGCGCUACAUGAAAGCUGUGAAAUAGUGCUCUAAGAGUUGGCAAGAGCCGUGGUUUUACAUUUUUCCCCCCUCACUGCAAACUUAGCAACUUUCUACACAUUAUAUGGAUGACUCUAGCAAAUAAAACAGUCACAAAUACACAGCAGACGUCGCACUCCCCCAGCUCCUAUGUACCAAGGUCUGCAAGUACACCACAUUAAAGGUGCAGAAGAGACUUUGCUCAAAAAAGCUUGGAGGUGAGGAGGAGUGGGAUGUACUAGUGGGUUUGUCUGUUCCUUAACUAAAGUGCCUCUAUAUAUAUUCUUUUCUAUUUAGAGCAGGAGAAAUUUGAUCUGGCUCAAGUUUGGAACUGUCUUUUGAAAAUGGCUUUGUUUUACAGUUUAAGGAAUGGACAAGUGGAGGGAGAGUCACAUAAAGGAGCAAGUUUGUGUAGCAUGUUCCUCUCGCCCUUUUUCAUCAUCCUCAUUUUGAUAUGGCCAUCCUGGUAGGCCGCCUUUGCCAUUUCCAUUUUUCGUUUCUUUCCCCGAAAGCUGUGUGCAGGUAAUUCCAUGUGCCAUUGUUGAGAAAAAAAACCUACUUUUUAGAUUGGUGCUGGUGUAAGUAGCCACUUUUUCCUCUCUUGGGUGUGUAUUUUAAAAGUUUUUGUUUGUUUGUUUUUUUAAAUUAAUGCCAAAAAGAAAAAGCAUUAUAACUUGUAAACUUAAUUGUAUGUCUUGUAUCUUAUUAGCUUAGUAGUUGGAACCACUUAGUCUUUAGGUGCGAGACUGUUGUUAUAGUACCAAGAAAAAAUGUUGUGUCAUGAGACUGUAAAUUUUUUUUAAAUAGCAACAUGCAAUAAAGAGA